UGUUGUUUUUCGCAGUACAUAACGGACUUAUCCUUGAAACUGUCGGUUCACAAUCUAUCUCAGGUCACUUGGCUUAUUGCAGCCAGUAGAAGUUGCUAAAACAUACUGUGCAUAGUAAAGGUAGGAAUAGUAGGCUUCCGGAAUAGAUAAAUGCUAAAAAUAACAUUCGUGCAACACAUCUGGCGGCACUAAGCCCAACUGCUUGCGAGCUGGUCCAAUCGUGUACAAUCCUGUCUUGCCAAUCGCCAAAAUGGAUAAUUCCGAUCAACAAUCUACCAGCACCCCUAUAUCAGACGAUAUCGAACAGAACUUCCUCACACAGUUCAGUUCAAUGGUAACUACGGACAAAGACGAAUUAAUCAAGCAGUUUCAGACCAUUGGCGAAAAUCUUAACAGCAACACAGCUAUGUUUUUCCUGGAUAUGAGUAAUUGGAAUCUGCAAGCGGCCGUAGGUUAUUACUUCGAUUUUAUGACACAGUCGCGACAACCUUCGAUGAGGCUCGUGGAAGACCUAACCAUCGGUAGAGGCGAAAAGAUCACGCCCAAUACAGCUAUCAAGCUUACAUGGUUGGUACAAAAUAACGGCGAAGUCGCCUGGCCGAGUGGAACAUACGUUGGCCUAAAGCGCCAACCAAAUGUGAUUCCAAAUCUUCCAACGCUGUCUUACGAAGACCUGAAGUUCUAUGUGCCUGCAAUUCUGCCUAACGAAACGGUACCCGUUUCAGUGCAGCUCGUCAGUCCACCGCAGGAAGGCGUGUUCGAAACAGUUUGGGUAACCUACAACCCGAAUGGUACAAGCUUUGGGGAGGAAAUUAUUUCACGACUGGAGGUCAGCCUGGACGGCACUAUGGCUGUAACCCAACAAUUUUCGCAACUGGAGACCAUUUCCGGCAGUGAUGUAAACUUUGAACCUGCCGAAACACAGCCUAAUGAACCUGAUGACUCUGACAUGUUCGGAUAGCCGGGAUGGGGCGGUGUUGAUGUUGUUUAUAUACAUCAACAGUUUAGAACGACCUGGUCUGAUAAUAUGCUGUUUGCAAUCUUUCCAUUUUAUUUGCAGUGAAUGGUAUAAGUUGAGGUCUUACCUGAGGUCCUCCGAAUGAAAUCUCCUCAGACCAGAAUCGGACAUGUUUGAACAUUUUGUUGAAAUAAUUUUCUUUCUUUUCCCAUCAUCCAUUACAAUUGAUUGAACUUCAAAAUUAUUCUUUGAGAUCAGGUACAGAUGGCAAGCUUGUCGAGUAGACUUCUUAACGGACAUUACAAUCAUAUCUGAAUGGUGCGUCACCUGUAAUCAGAGAAGCGUUUAUUUUCUUCGAAACAAUAGAUUGAAUUUUUGGUACAAAUGGUGCUAUACUCUUCGACCAAGUAUGCAUAUGCACUAUAGUUGUUUGUGCUCAUUGUCAGUAAUGCACCAAGACUGUCUCUCCGUUCAAAACGAUAUCUGAUCAAUAAAUUUGUUAUGUACAACGGAAACAUGCGGCUUCUUUCAACCACAAAAAACAGCUAAGCAAAGCAAACUUUUUGUCACCACCUAAUGACGGACAAACAUCGAAUAAGGCGGCAUUUAUUGCUGCAAACAGGCUGCAAAGAUGUUACAGGGCGGGAUAGAUAAGGCAGGGGAGAGCGAACAGUCCAGGCAACUUUGAGUCAGUCCCCAAAAACUCGGUUCGUUGGACUUCGUUUAUUUUUGUUUUUUACAAAUCGACAAUAACAUUGCCACCGUCAUGGCCAGGACUUGUAUAUGUUAUGAAUGUUGUCACAAGUGGACUAGCAGUAGGAGUAAAUAUUUUAUUCUUAAAUAAAAUAAAUUGAACAACCAUUUUGGCGUCCUUCAGCGGCGAUAUAAACUAGAUUUUGGA
This is a messenger RNA of Anopheles coustani, 1859 nucleotides long. Its product is annotated as protein ILRUN. The record is from RefSeq and is a predicted model, not a curated record. Gene Ontology annotation, biological process: macroautophagy. NCBI's taxonomy places the organism in Eukaryota, Metazoa, Arthropoda, Insecta, Diptera, Culicidae. The coding region runs from base 251 to 961 and encodes 236 amino acids. Gene Ontology annotation, cellular component: phagophore assembly site. The transcript has 7 exons. Gene Ontology annotation, molecular function: ubiquitin binding.